AUGAAGGCGGUCAAACCAUCAAACAAUGCGAGACGAAAGAUUUCACCACUGUCAGAUGGUGCCAAUACGGCGAAUUCGGGAUCUGCUGCCGCAAAAUCAGCGGUAACACCUGCGACAACCAUCGACCUUCGUGGUGUCCAAGUUCAUUUUCCCUUCAAACCAUACGCUUGCCAAGAAGAUUACAUGGGAAAAGUUUUGGAUGCAUUGCAUCGAUCUGAAAAUGCGCUUCUUGAGUCUCCCACUGGUACAGGAAAAACGCUUUGUUUGCUCUGCUCGGCUCUGGCAUGGCAAAAGGAACAAGCUCGACUGCUGCAACAACAGACAUUUGCUGAUCCAUCAGCUGCGAACCCGACAAAAAAGGCAGUGCACCGAGUGCCGACCAUUAUUUAUGCUUCCAGAACCCACUCGCAGCUGUCACAAGUGGUUCGUGAGCUGCAGAACACUCGAUAUCGUCCCAAGCACGCAGUGCUUGGCUCUCGUGAACAAAUGUGCGUCAACCCAAAGGUCAAGAAAGCAACUUCGACAGCUUCCGAAAUCAAUCACGACUGCAACAAACUCUGCAAAGAACGAAAAUGUCGGUACCGAAACAAGCUGGAAGGUUUUCAGCCACCGCCCAACGAAUCUGGUCUUACGUCGAACGAUCAGCCUAUCAUGGACAUUGAAGAUAUUGUUGCAAUGGGAAAGACGCACAAGGUCUGUUCGUUCUACUAUACUCGAUCAAAGGUGGAGGAAGCGGACUUGAUUUUCGUUCCGUACAACUAUCUGUUUGACAAUGAUGCUCGGACCACAACUUUGGCAGAAGUCGCUUGGGACAAUGCUGUGAUUAUUUUCGAUGAGGCGCACAAUCUCGAAUCCUUUGCAAGUGAGUCGGCCUCGUUUGAUCUGUCAACGUUGGACAUAUCUCGGUGUAUUCAGGAAGUGAGCAGGGCAUUGAAUUACGUUGAAAACAUACCGGAGCAAGAAAACAAAAUCAAGAAAGAAAACAUUCUUCGACUCAAGUCAAUCUUUCUGUGUCUUGAGGAACAUAUUUUGACCAUGGAGAACGAGGCAGCACAUAAAGGAGAGUUCAUGAUGGAAAUCUUCCGAAGGGGGGCAUCGAUUUCGCAUGCGAAUCAUGAUCUGUUUAUUCGAGAGGUCAAGAAACUCGUGGAUAUCUUUCUUGAAGUCCAAGGUGGCAACAAUAAGGGUGCCCCAGGCUUGCAACAUUUGAUUCAAUGUGUAAAGAGAGUGUUUGGAGAGCAAACUGAAGCCAGAUGCAUCGCCAAGGCACAAUCCUAUCGGGUACACAUCUCACCGAAACAAAACAGUAACGCUGCGGUCGGAAGGACUGUUUCUUAUUGGUGCUUUGCUCCGUCUGAAGCCAUGCGAGAGUUGGCCGCUUUAAAGGUUCGUUCCAUUCUUGUUACCUCUGGAACGCUAUCCCCAUUGGAGAGUUACGCGAUGGAAUUAGACAUUCCCUUUCCAAACCGAAUCGAGAAUCCGCAUAUUAUCAAGGAUGACCAAGUGCAUGUAAGGGUAGUUGGGAGAGGAGUAACUGGCAAACUUCUAUCAAGCAGCUAUGAGCGCCGCCAAGACAAGGAAUACUACACUGAACUGGGUAACACAUUGGUCAGUCUUAGCAGAGUGAUUCCCGCCGGAAUGUUGAUCUUUUUUCCAAGUUACAGCGUCAUGCAGGCUUGCAUCGAGAAGUGGGGCGGCCCGGCAAAUUCCCGCCAAUCAGGUGGAAAACCAGUAAGCAGUUUCUUUGGGGCCAAGAAAAAGCAAUCUACUCGAUACUCCUUUCCGCAUACCCCAACGGCGUUCAGUACUUCAAAAGAGACGCUGACACCGUGGAAGCGACUACUCGGAAAUAAGGCUGUGGUUCUUGAACCAAGAUCCACAGCUGAUUUGCAAGAUGCCAUUGCGGAGUUUCACAAAUUUCUGAAUAUGCCAAAGUCGAAAGGUGUUGUCCUCAUGGGAGUAUGCAGAGGAAAGAUCAGUGAGGGAAUUGAUUUUGCGCACGACAUGUGUCGCGCCGUCGUUAUUACUGGUUUGCCUUUUGCUCCUUCGUUCGAUCCAAAAGUAAAAAUGAAACGUGAAUUCCUUGAUUGCAACAAGAGAAAACAGAACAUGAAAUCCAAAGAGGAUGGCGGUUUCGGUGCAAAGACAGCAGAUGUUCUAUCGGGCCACGAAUGGUACACUCAGCAAGCCCAUAGAGCAGUCAAUCAAGCAAUUGGACGUGUGAUACGAAACAGGGUCGAUUAUGGUGCAGUUCUGUUGCUGGAUUCUAGAUUUGGUAUGCCUGCGAACAAACAAGGCUUAAGCAAGUGGGUGCGACCGCACAUCCUGGACGAUGAAGGAAUGGGUAAGACUAUAUCUAGUCUUGCAAAAUUCUACAAAGAGGCAGCGGUGAAAGUUGAGCAAAGAAAGCUCUCCAUCCCCACUCCUCGGUUGGAGCCAAACAAAGUUUCGGUGAUACUAAAGUAUGAAGACGAAGGAAAAGAAGAUAUGCAACGCAUGUCCGAUGAGAAUAAGAUAACAAAAGUUGCAAUUAUUCGAAAGGCGGAUGGGACUGCAAUGCUUGCCUCGGGCAACGAAACAUCCGCUGGAGCAGAUUCCACCUUUGUUUCAUCAAACGACAUCAUUGCCAGGAUCGAUACGAAGGGGACAGGAUCACGAGACUUUCGGAAGCUUGUUCGGACAGAAGAUAAAGCUCUCAAUUACACGGAUAGCAAUGCAACGACUGCUGUUCGAUUGAAGGAUGCUAUGGCAGCCCAGGCUUCCCAGUCUGAAGCGUCUGGUACCAUCAGCAGCGGCACACAGAAUGGGAUAUCUCCUGCAAAAACUUUCUUCCUGAAACUACAGACUUGCAUGUCCAAGGGUGAAAUUGCGACAAUGAAGAAGCAAAUCUUCACAAUGAAGCGAUAUGUUGACAUUCAACAUCGCAAACCAUUCAUGGCAUCAGCUAGUGCAGCAAUCGAUACUAUUCUACGCCACGAGAACUUUGAAAAUCGAUCACGGACAGCACCACCGGAGCUAGUUUCAUUACUGUUUCGACUUUUGCCAUCACAUUACCGUGAUGAUUGCGAAAUGGUGACUCUAAACUCUGUAUACAGGCAAUCUGCCUUCGGAAAACAGGCAAAGUCGAUGUUGACCACGGAUAAAUAUAGAGAACACAGGAGCAGUCUCCUGAAGAUCCUCAAACUGAUCUGGUUUGAAGAUGAAGCUAGCCAGAAGUCCUCUUUCUCCACCUUGACAAAGGAAUUCGAGUCACACCUUGUCCGGCUCGUCGAGGCCAACCCGGGACUUGACCCUGGUAGUGUACGUGGCUGCAAGUCUUUUCUGCCACUAGAGUGUCAUUCAGCAAUAGACAGCCUGAUUCACAAGAUUGCAGAUGUUCGAAGAGCUUCCAUGGGAAUGCAUCAAAUGAAAGAAUCAGAGAAAAGACUUUUGAACCAAGAACUCAUGAGUACUCAACAAACCCCACCCGACAACACUAGCAAGACUAGUGCAUCGAGACAGAUCAACAGCACACAAGAUGACUCAAAACAGGGUACUGUUGCUGCAAAUGGAAUCUCGCUUCAAAAGGCCCGAGGUUUCCCUAUCGAUGAUAGAAAGAAACGACUGAACGCAGUAGCAAAAGGGGUUCUAAAAUCCGCCAAGCGGCCCAAAAAUGCUUUCAACACUUCAUCUUUGUUGAGCCCUUUGAGUAAGAAUCCCUACCGAAAGGCUAUUCAUCAAUCAGAAUCGAGAAUGUUUACAGGACGAUCCAAUUUCAAUGGAUUGCACAAUAUAAAGUCAAAUGCUCCAGACAGCUUGGCAUGCCCCAUUUGCGAGAAGAAGGUUGAUAAGCCUUACAUUGCAGAAUGUGGUCAUAUUGCUUGCAUCUCCUGUUGGUCUCAGUGGCUAAAGAAGAAUUCAACCUGCCCCAGCUGUAGAAAGCCAACGAAAAUGGAGUCCUUGGCAGUCGCCGUGUUCAAAAGCGCGUGA
Cylindrotheca closterium is the source of this 3969-nucleotide messenger RNA. NCBI's taxonomy places the organism in Eukaryota, Bacillariophyta, Bacillariophyceae, Bacillariales, Bacillariaceae. The record is from the annotation of a GenBank genome assembly.